Messenger RNA from Ornithorhynchus anatinus (platypus), 2732 nucleotides. It is a transcript of the gene SLC44A2, whose product is annotated as solute carrier family 44 member 2. NCBI's taxonomy places the organism in Eukaryota, Metazoa, Chordata, Mammalia, Monotremata, Ornithorhynchidae. Gene Ontology annotation, biological process: transmembrane transport; choline transport. The transcript has 22 exons. The coding region runs from base 89 to 2299 and encodes 736 amino acids. Gene Ontology annotation, molecular function: choline transmembrane transporter activity. The record is from RefSeq and is a predicted model, not a curated record. Gene Ontology annotation, cellular component: membrane.
CCCACCCCGGCCUCACCAGAUCCCUCUCUCUGAGCGAUGCUCAGACCACGAUCCAGUGCUCCUGCUCCAUCUCCUCCCCUUGCCCAAAAUGCCAGCACGAGUUGAGACGAGCAAGGAGGGAGGACUUGGAAGUCCCUCGGUGUUCGGGGUGCUGUGGAGGCCUCGGAGCCAGAGGGUGCCGGGCCCCAGGAGAGGAACUCCACAGAAGUACGAUCCCACCUUCAAGGGCCCUAUCAACAAGAGAGGCUGCACCGAUGUGAUCUGCUGCAUCACCCUGCUCGUGGCCAUCGUUGGCUACGUGGCCGUCGGCAUCGUCGCAUGGACUCAUGGUGAUCCCCGCAAGGUGAUCUACCCCACGGACAGCCGUGGCCAGUUCUGUGGCCAGAAAGGCACGGUCAACGAGAACAAGACCUUCCUGUUCUACUUCAAUAUCAUGAAAUGUGCCAGUCCACUGGUGCUGCUAGAGUUUCAGUGCCCAACUACGCAGAUCUGCGUGCAGAGCUGUCCAUCCCGCUACCUCACCUUAAUUCAGGCCUACAACAAUCCAGAGGAGCUGAAAUAUUACUCGCAGUUCUGCCAGCCAGGCUUCAACUGGCAUCAGAGCAAGAAGCUCGUGGAGGUGCUGCGUGAUGGAGACUGCCCAGCCAUGCUUACGCCCAGCAAACCCCUGGUCCGCCGCUGCCUGCCGGCCAUCCGGGCCCACAAGGGGGUGCUCUUGGUGGGGAACGAGACCACAUUCGAUGAUGGGCGGGGCCAGCGGCGCAAUGUCACAGACCUGGUGGAGGGAGCCAAGAAGGCUAAUGUGGUGCUGGAAGCCCGGCAACUGGCCAUGCGUAUCUUUGAGGAUUACACGGUAUCCUGGUACUGGAUCCUUAUUGGCCUGGUCAUUGCCAUGGUGAUGAGUUUCAUCUUCAUCGUUCUCCUCCGCUUCCUGGCUGGUAUCAUGGUCUGGAUCAUGAUCGUCCUGGUCAUCCUGGUGCUGGCCUAUGGAAUCUUUCACUGCUACAUGGAAUACGCACGUCUGCGGGGCGAGGCUGGGGCGGACAUAUCCCUCAGUGACCUUGGCUUCCAGACCGACCUACGUGUCUACUUGCACCUGCGGCAGACCUGGAUGGCUUUCAUGAUCAUCCUGUGCUGUGUUGAGUUUCUGAUCAUCCUGCUGCUCAUCUUUCUGCGCAAGCGUAUCCUGGUGGCCGUGGCACUUAUCAAGGAGGCCAGCCGGGCUGUGGGCUACGUCAUGUGCUCCCUGCUCUACCCACUCGGAACCUUCUUCCUGCUCUGCCUCUGCAUAGCCUACUGGGCCAGCACCGCCGUCUUCCUGUCCACGUCCAACGAGGCCAUCUACAAAGUCUUCAAUGACUCAGCCUGUGACUUAGCUGGACAGACGUGUGACCCCAAGAACUUCACAACCAACACGAGCCAGCUGUGCCGGGAUGCCCGCUGCCAGUUCGCCUUCUAUGGAGGGGAGACAAGCUACCACCGGCUGCUCCUGGGGCUGCAACUGUACAAUGCCUUUAUGUUCUUCUGGUUGGCCAACUUCGCCCUGGCCCUGGGCCAGGUCACGCUGGCUGGCGCCUUUGCCUCCUACUACUGGGCCCUCCGCAAACCAGAUGACCUGCCUGCCUUCCCUCUCUUCUCAGCCUUUGGCCGUGCCCUCAGGUACCACACUGGCUCCCUGGCGUUUGGCUCCCUGAUACUUGCCAUCGUCCAGCUCAUCCGGGUCAUCCUGGAAUAUCUGGAUCAUCGCCUCAAAGCUGCCCAGAACAGGUUUGCCAAAUUCCUCCUGACCUGUCUCAAGUGCUGUUUCUGGUGCCUGGAGAAAUUCAUCAAAUUCCUCAACAGGAAUGCAUAUAUCAUGAUCGCCAUCUACGGCACCAACUUCUGCACCUCAGCCAAGAACGCCUUCUUCUUACUCAUGAGAAACAUCAUCCGGGUGGCUGUGCUGGAUAAAGUGACAGACUUCUUGCUCCUCCUGGGCAAACUCCUGGUUGUGGGCAGCGUGGGUAUACUCGCCUUCUUUUUCUUCACCCAUCGCAUCAGGAUUGUGCAGGACACAGCACCCCCACUCAACUACUAUUGGGUCCCCAUCCUGACGGUCAUCGUGGGCUCCUAUCUGAUUGCUCAUGGCUUCUUCAGUGUCUACGGCAUGUGUGUGGAUACGCUGUUCCUCUGCUUCUGCGAAGACCUGGAGCGGAACGACGGCUCUGCUGAACGGCCAUACCACAUGUCGCCCGAGUUGAGGGCCAUCCUGCUCAAGGGGAGUCUGGAAGCGGCGAAGGGCACCGAUGAUGAGGGUUGAGAAGGGGGUGGCACUACCCUCACCCACUGCAUCUCACGUCUCCUCUGGCUGGGCGGGGGUUGGCAGAGGGAUGGGACAGGACCUGAGGGGUUGUCUGCAUGUUAUCUGUGUCUGUCUGUGACUGCCCCCAACUCUGUCCGUCUGCCUGUCAGUCCAUUGUGUGUGUGUGUGUGUGUGAGAGAGAGAGAGAGAGAGAGCCUAGUCAGCUCAUCUCUGGGUUUGAACUCCCCUCAUGUGGGGAAAGAUGGUGAAUGACUAGGUGGGCUACUAGUCCAGACUCCCUCUCUUCCCCUUUGUCUCCUGGCCUGCCCAGGACCUGACUCCUCCUCCUGCUUCCCGCCAUCUAGCUAUGCAUUUCUCUUGGCUGGGGCCCCUUUCGGGGCUGGACUCACACAGCCUCCCCCCCUACCCCGCCUCUCCCCACCCCCCCACU